AGCUGGUAGAGGUUUUGCAGUGAAUGGUAACCGGCGGGAGGAAAUCACGGCGCACUCUGGCUAUAGUAGAGACACGCUGUGCCGCUUAAACCUUAAAGAAAUAAACAACAAAGUUCGACAGAAACCGGUUCUGUCAACUUGGGAUUAUUUUCACUAAAACAGGAAGCCUGUGUGAACGUAUUUUUAUUGUUGUUUUUUCCUGUGCUACGUGGUGCAGAGGUGAACAUGACCCUGGAGUUGUAGUGUGGCAUUUAACUGACCGUCUCGCAUCUCUUUUCCCCUCGAAAGGCAGUCAUCAUGCCGCUGAACGUGGCCAGCAAGAACUACGACUAUGACUACGACUCGUUCCAGCCCUACUUCUAUUUCGACAACGAGGAGGAGAACUUCUACACACAGCAGCAUGGCCAGCCGCCGGCUCCCAGUGAGGACAUCUGGAAGAAGUUCGAGCUCCUGCCCACUCCUCCUCUCUCCCCGAGCCGGCGCUCGUCCUUCUCCAGCUCUUUCCCCUCCACGGCUGAUCAGCUGGAGAUGGUCACAGAGUUCCUCGGGGACGACGCGGUGAAUCAGAGCUUUAUUUGCGACUCGGAUUCGUCGCAGUCUUUGCUCAAGUCGAUCGUCAUUCAGGACUGCAUGUGGAGCGGCUUCUCCGCGGCGGCUAAGCUGGAGAGAGUGGUGUCGGAGCGCCUAGCGUCCAUCAGAGCGGCCCGGAAAGGCUCGAUCUCCAAAAGCGAGUGCUCGGAGGACUCGGACUCAAAUGCCGGCUACCUACAGGACGUUAAUGUUACCUCUGUUUCGGACUGCAUAGAUCCUUCAGUGGUGUUUCCAUACCCACUGACCGAGUGUGUGAAGUUGAAUAAGGAGUGUGAAAGCUCUCUGAUGGACACUCCGCCCAACAGCGGGAGCAGCAGCAGUAGCGACAGUGAAUCCGAUGACGAGGACGAGGAGGAUGAGGAAGAGGAGGAGAUCGAUGUCGUGACUGUAGAGAAAAGAAAGUCGGCCAAGAAGUGCGACUCGAGCCCCGUGGUGCUGAAGCGGUGUCACGUGACAAGCCAGCAGCACAACUACGCGGCGCAGCCGUGCACGCGGAGCGAGCAGCCCGCCGUCAAGCGGCUCCGCUUCGACAACAGCAGCGGCGCGCGCGCACACAGACAAAACCGCAAAUGCUCGAGUCCCAAAGCCUCGGACUCUGAGGACAACGACAAACGGCGGACUCACAACGUGCUGGAGCGGCAGCGGCGCAACGAGCUCAAGUUGAGCUUCUUCGCCCUGCGUGACGAGGUCCCGGCUGUAGCCAACAACGAGAAGGCGGCCAAGGUGGUCAUCUUAAAAAAGGCCACGGAGUUCAUUGUAGGACUGCAGACUGAAGAACGAAAGCUCCUGCACUCUAAAGAGCAGCUCAGGAAAAAGUGGGACCACUUAAAAAGGAGACUGGAAAUGCUGAUUAGCUCGUGAGCUGAUCUGGACUGGGACUUUACCUUUUAAAGCCCUUAAGUUGUUUGACUUUUGAUGGCGCUGCUCUGAGAUGCUUGGACUCGAAUGCACCCCAUCAUGGUUGCAGACUUGACCUUAAUACAUUUACACUGCCUCAGUUUGACUUGAGGUUUCAGAUUUGUAUUUAAUUUUAUAUUUAGCAAUGGACAGCAGUACCACUCACUGUUGGUCUUAACUUAAUGCUUUUGGGUUUUUUUGUAAAUUUUUGUACAUAUGUCUUCAUAUAUUAAGAUACUGUAUUAAUUUGUCAAUCAUAAAUGUUUCUUUAUAAAUUGCAUUUGACUAAGUAUGACUUGCAUAGUCUUUCUUUCUACAAUCAAUUCUUGAUGUCAAAAUUGAUGGAUAAAAGCCACCUGAAUCAUGCUCAACAUCAGUGUUGUGCUGAAGGUCACCUUUUUACCUGCUGAACAAUCUGACAAGUGAGUCCAAGUUCACUUGAUUCAAGGCUGUCAAUCAUGCAUAGCUAUUGUAGAUGGGCUUUUUUUUUUUUUUUUUUUUUUUUGAGAAAUAUCAAAUGUAAAGUUACUGAAGCUUUGUGUGCAGUCAGGGAGUGACUAAAUUUGGGGGGGGGGUAAAGGGUGCAGUAAGGUGAUCUGAUUUUUUGGGCCCAUUGUUGGACCCAUGACAGUCUUGGAUCAGAAAACAUUAGAUUUGGUUUGUAAUUUUUAGUCUGCCCCCUGAUUUUGAAGAAAUGGAGCCUGACCAGUGCCACACCCUUUCAUAAUGCCACAUUUAUUCUAAUUUGUUUAGUCUCAAAGUGCUAGACUUAACACUUACCCAGCCACUAACUUUUUAGUUUAGCUUAUAAAGGCUGAAGUAGCAAUUUGAGCCACAAAUCUGCUGGUUAAGAGGAUGAUUUACUUGACAAGGCUAAGCUAUUGCAAGAGCCCUCUGAAAUCCUUGGAGUGGGUCUUACUAGAUUAAGUGCAUUAUGCAAUGUCUGACAAUUAAGAACGUUGCAUUUCUUUUAUAGUGUGGUCUACCUUUUUAGUUACUUGCUCAGAUUUUUAUCUGAGGUGCAACCCUUCUCCUGGCCUUAUUCUAUAACUCAUACUUAAGUCAAAUGUCGGCUCAAAUAGACUUUUCAAUGGGUUAAUGAGAAGGAAAGUGUCAAUCCAGUGUAUGACCUUUUGAGCACAUGUUUUUAUACUAUCUUAUAACAGUUUUAAAUACUGCAACACUCCCUACUUUUCAACUUUAGCAGUGAAAUUACAUUGUACAUGAGUCCUCAUGAGCCUGUAAUGCAUUGAGAGGAUACCUAACUGGCAAAACAAAUCAUUUCUAAAGUACAUUGUGUAAAUUUAAAAGCUUCUGCUGGAUUGUUUAAGGGUAAUUUUGCAUUACAAGCACAGGCCCAGGCUCUUAGGUUGAUGAUCCUAAAAGAAAUGAUAAAGUAGGCUAUUGAAAAUCAUUGAUUAUUUCAUGUAAUAAACAUCUAAUGAUUCAUCUUUCAGUUUAA
Molecule: messenger RNA, 2950 nt
Organism: Hemibagrus wyckioides
Lineage: Eukaryota; Metazoa; Chordata; Actinopteri; Siluriformes; Bagridae
Gene: mycb
Product: MYC proto-oncogene, bHLH transcription factor b
Exons: 3
Coding region: 298-1452 (384 amino acids)
Biological process (GO): positive regulation of cell population proliferation; regulation of transcription by RNA polymerase II
Molecular function (GO): RNA polymerase II cis-regulatory region sequence-specific DNA binding; protein dimerization activity; DNA-binding transcription factor activity, RNA polymerase II-specific
Source: RefSeq, a predicted model, not a curated record